CAACGCUGUCAUGCUACAUGCUAUUCAAGAGUUGCUCAGGAGGUGGAGCUUUGAAAAUAGAGGCUACGUGUCUCGAAAUAAUAAGUGCAUUUAAAUAAGUUAUCUUACCACAUAAUUAGAAGAGAUGAAAACAAAAAUCAUAAUGAAGAUUUAAAACGACAAGAAUCUUUCUAAGGACACAAUGUCUUCCAAAGACACUAUUAUUAAGAUUGAUGACUCAAAAAAUGGCAGAGAGAGUCAAAAAACAGAGAUUAAUAUACUUUGCCUCAAUCUAACGCCAUACAGCCAGCUAACACAGUUCCUUUGUUGUUGUAUAUUUGUAUUUAUUUGCUAUUUAGCCUAUGGAUUUUACCUAGAGCUCAUAUUUUCUGAGCCAGAGGUGAAGCCUGUGAGUUUGUAUAUAACUUUAGUACAAUUUAUUAUAACUAUGGCCCUCAGUUAUGUGGAAUCGUUGAUAAGGAAUCCGAUUAAGAGAAAAGUACCAUUAAAAAUAUAUGCCUUACUAGCAGCAUUGACACUUGGAACCAUGUCACUCUCAAACCUAGCACUAAGUUACCUAAAUUACCCGACGCAGCUGAUCUUCAAGAGCUGCAAGCUCAUACCGGUGAUGAUUGGGAGCAUCAUUAUACUGGGGAAGAGAUACGGUUUCCUGGACUAUGUUGCAGCUGUAGUCAUGUGUAUAGGUCUUACAAUGUUUACUUUAGCGGACUCAAUGACAUCUCCAAACUUCGACAUAAUCGGAGUGAUUGUGAUAUCCCUAGCUCUCCUGUGCGACGCCAUCAUCGGCAACGUGCAAGAGAAGGCCAUGAAGCAAUUCCAGGCAUCCAACAAUGAAGUGGUUUUCUACUCUUAUGCCAUUGGCUGCGUUUAUUUAGUAGUCAUUACAGGGAGUACGGGGAUAUUGACUAAAGGAUAUGUUUACUGCUCAGAGGUCGGCAGCCCGCUAACCAUGUAUGCCAACAUAUUCCUCUUAAGCUUGAGCGGGUACCUCGGCCUGCAGGCGGUGCUAACUCUAGUCCGGAUAAGCGGGGCCACGGUGGCGGUCACCGUCACCACUAUGCGGAAGGCGCUGUCUAUCGUCAUUUCGUUUGUGCUGUUCAGCAAGCCGUUCGUUUUCCAAUACGUAUGGUCCGGCAUGCUGGUGGCCCUAGCGAUAUACCUGAACCACUGCAGCAAGAAGAACCCGGGCUAUGUACCCGGUAUAGUUCUCGCCUGCUUGCAUUACACGCAGUCCUUCUACCAAUCAGAGUAUAGGUAUUUAAGGAUGAAGUCCAAAAUUUAUUCAGACACUGUAUAAAUACCUAGGAAGGUUUGAUUUAAUUGGCUUAUAGAAUAGUUAUACCGCUGACCGCUACACACGCCUACAUAAGAUUUUAAAACGUUGGUGCGGGUUUUGAGACUGCACCUGUAUUAGACAAUACUUUUAAGAGUAUUUUUGGAGUGUAACUCAAAAGGACUGGUCCUGUAAUAAAUGUGACGUUUUCAAUCAAAAGGUACCACAUUGACGCGUUCCAUAAGGACGAAAUUUGCUUGUAUUUACAUAAAAAUAACCUGACAGAGCGUCCUUAUGGCAAGUGACAAUGUUGCACCUUAUGCUUGAAAACGACACAAAUAUUCCGUGAUACAAUUUUUCGUUCUAAUUAAACAAGAGUAAUGGCAAAUGAUCCCUAUUGAAUAAUCAUACUUGGAUAUGAAGACAACGCACUUUGAUACAUGUUGCAGAAAUGCUGAGUCUACUCAAGGAAAAACUCAAGUUUUUAUUGAGACCUAAUAAAUGAACUAAUGAAUAAAAAUCUGAGUGACGAUGAGGACUCGAAUAACAGCAUUUGUUGUAGGCAUGUCUACUACACUUGUUUUCAUAUGUAGCAGUCAGUCGCGGUCAAUAAGUAAAGAAUUGAACGGCAUAGCCGGUAGCAUAUUUCUAAGAUGGACUUGUCGGUAUUCUUUACAACGCCCAAGUUUUCAUCAGUCUUGUACAGUUUCUAUCAACCAUAUUGUUCGUAAGUACCACAAGUGUCUCUUACCGUCGCACGUAUAAUUUCAAUUAAGACGGUUUUUACUUUAUAUAAAUAUUCUAGAAUCAAUCCUUUACAUUGUGAUAAUUACUUAUUUAAAAUAUUUAUUUAUGAUUAUUAGCAACAGUUACUUUAAUAAUUGUAUGACAAAAAUACGAUACAUUUUGAAGUAUUAUGGUAAAUAUUGUAACAAAAUGAGAUUACGAAUGUCGCAAAUAUCACUACACCUUAUAAAACGACGUCCCCCGCCGCUUCUGUCUGUUUGUGUGUUUGUAUGUUCGCGAUAAACUCAAAAACACUGAACGGAUUUUCAUGCGGUUUUAUAUAAACUUUAUUACGUACCUAUUUAAACUCACGCCGUUAUUAUUUGAGUACUUUUGUACUAUUUUAUUCUUAUAUUUAUGUUCAAAGCUGUAAAUGUAAAAUUUGAAUAAAAAUUACAUGUUUUAUAUCAAUGACAUUUAUUUCAUUGUAUGUACAAAACCUUAAAAAUCUAGUCAAUUUUCAUACAAAAGUGUCGAAAUUUAACGUGUUUGAAUAUUUGGAAUGUUAUUUAAGACACUAUUUUUCAUUGGCUUCAUACACUUCCUAAGAUGAUGAGAUGAUUAAGUGACUAAAGCAAGGAUUAUGCUUGUUAGGGCACUCGCACACCGCCGCGAUCUCGCCACUACUUUGCUAUACAGGCCAAGUAUAAAGGCAGUCUUAAACUUGUGACAGAACUGACCGCAAAAUUGUACAGCAAAGCCGUCUUAAAGAAUCCACAGCAAGUGUCCAGGCAUAAGUGUAGAAAAACAGAAAAUAUUAGUUACAUUAGGACAGGUAACCAACAUUAAGAUCAAUGAUCAGUCGUUUAAAUUGAAAUUAGUUUAUAAAUAUUUUACAAUUGUUACAUGUCAAUAGAUAAUUGGUCAAAAUUAUACUAAAGUUACACAGGUCACAAGUUCUAACUA
Cydia strobilella is the source of this 2965-nucleotide messenger RNA. It is a transcript of the gene Papst2, whose product is annotated as adenosine 3'-phospho 5'-phosphosulfate transporter 2. Gene Ontology annotation, cellular component: endoplasmic reticulum membrane; Golgi membrane. The record is from RefSeq and is a predicted model, not a curated record. The transcript is spliced from 6 exons. The coding region runs from base 182 to 1297 and encodes 371 amino acids. Gene Ontology annotation, biological process: transmembrane transport. Gene Ontology annotation, molecular function: 3'-phosphoadenosine 5'-phosphosulfate transmembrane transporter activity. NCBI's taxonomy places the organism in Eukaryota, Metazoa, Arthropoda, Insecta, Lepidoptera, Tortricidae.